Molecule: messenger RNA, 1358 nt
Organism: Gossypium arboreum
Lineage: Eukaryota; Viridiplantae; Streptophyta; Magnoliopsida; Malvales; Malvaceae
Product: cytochrome c oxidase assembly protein COX11, mitochondrial
Cellular component (GO): mitochondrial inner membrane
Molecular function (GO): copper ion binding
Source: RefSeq, a predicted model, not a curated record
GUAAAUUCAGUAGACCAUCCCUAUUCCAUUGUUUGGUUGGUUGUAAUAGGCUAUUACAGCCAUAUUCUAUACUGCCUUAUUCAAGGCAAAACUAUCGUUUACCAUUCAGCACUCUAUCCACGGAAUACCUAUUCAGCGUGUCUACCCACGCUUUCAAGCUUCCAACUUUCCCAGAAGCCCCAAGGCUGAAACCAAGGAGAAGACGCUACAAAUACUAAUUUGGGAUUCCAUCCUCAGUUUUGGCUAAUACCCUUUCCAAGGGAUAAAGCUCUCUUUAUUAAUUUCAUCAUUUUAUUUCAAGCUUUAUGUCCUUAAUUUUGAUAUGGGUUACUUUUAUUCGACUCGUUCAUGCUCAAAAUUUUGUCCUUUUUGAGUAAAUUAGUCGAUGCUUUUGAUUAGUUUGAUAGUGGGUACCAUAUCAUAUGUUUCUUUUAUGUGAAAACACUGCUUUGCUCCUUUGAAUUUGGAACUGGUAGACUGUUGUUGGCCUUUAGUCUGCUAUAUAUAUAUAUGCUGUGGAAAAGUUAUUGGCAUUUGUGCUAUUUUUUAUCCUAUCCUUUUAUUAUUUUCAGGCUUUUCUUCUUUUCUUUUUUCUAUUGGUUUUCAACCAGAGCAUAUACUUGUUUUCUUUAGAGUGUUGAAGAAAAGAUUGCUCGGCAUGAAAAAGAUGGGACAGUAGUAACAAGGAAACAUUUGAGUAUGAUGAGGAAACAACUUAAACCAAUAAUGGUUUUAGUAUGUUAUUUCUGAAACAAAUCAAGAAGGGAAUGGGAUGUUUUAUGAGGUGAGAGUCAAGCCUGGAGAAAGUGCUCUUGCUUUUUAUACUAAUGAAAACCGAAGUUCAAACAUAACUGGUGUCUCUACUUAUAAUGUCACCCCAAUGAAGGCUGCUGUUUAUUUCAAUAAAAUCCAGUUCUUUUGCAUUGAGGAGCAGCGUCUUCUUCCUGGAGAGCAGAUUGACAUGCCUGUUUUCUUCUACAUAGAUCCUGAGUUUGAAACAGAUGCCCGAAUGGAUGGUAUAAACAACCUGAUUUUAUCAUAUACUUUUUUCAAGGUUUCCGAAGGAUAGAAGGGGGAUAUUUAAAUUCAUAGUGAAAAUAGAAUAUCAUUCACAUGAGAAUAAAAACUAUUGGUUAGGAUCCCAUUUUCAUAUACCGGGAGAAGAGGGAGAAGAAACAUUCUUUUGUCGGAAUUAUUUUAUUAUUACAGUCUCCUUUCACCUCUUUAUGGUGGAAACAGUCUAUUUUUGUACCAGGCUCCUCCCUCUUCAUACCAAGGAAGUGCAGAACUUGUGUAAAAUCUGUAGUUGUUCUAGUAUGGAGUAAAUGCGAUGUCACUGUCUGUAUGUGUUUUAUCUA